This is a messenger RNA of Phymastichus coffea, 6693 nucleotides long. RefSeq names its product LIM domain-binding protein 2-like (gene Chi). Gene Ontology annotation, biological process: nervous system development; negative regulation of transcription by RNA polymerase II; positive regulation of transcription by RNA polymerase II. Gene Ontology annotation, cellular component: transcription regulator complex; nucleus. Lineage: Eukaryota; Metazoa; Arthropoda; Insecta; Hymenoptera; Eulophidae. Gene Ontology annotation, molecular function: LIM domain binding. The coding region runs from base 1249 to 3291 and encodes 680 amino acids. The transcript is spliced from 9 exons. The record is from RefSeq and is a predicted model, not a curated record.
CCGAGGAGUGUGCAGCUCGCGAUUCGGUCGCUCCUCUGUUAACUUGUGUGUACUGUUGUACACUCCCGAGUAUAUAAUCUUCCUGAUAUGUGGAGUCGCGAUAUUUGCCGCUUGGAAAGAAAUUAGCGAUCGGUUCACGCAGGCAUCAUAGACACAGUGGAUCCGCUCGAUUUUCAAGGGAGCUGCUGCGCUUGUCUCGUCCACCGCUUGCAGUGAAAGAGAAGAGCGUCUCUCGCAUUACAUUCGUAUACCUGCGCUGAGAGCGGCGACCGCUAGCAUUGAGGGAUGAAGCCGCAUUGGAGGAUCGGCCCAGCUCGGCGCAUUCCCUGCGGCGACUGAUUUUUGCACCGACAGUAAACCAAUACACCAUCACGCCAAUCUACUAACGCCGAGUGCCGCCGUGUAACGCCACAUAGCUAUAUUGUUCCUCAGUGAGUGACUAGCAACGCAACAGCGGCAAAACAAAGCAGGUGUACAAUUCAGACUGGAGCGUAAUCCUUUUACAAUAAGGAUUGUAAGAGUUGCAGUUUUUAACUGAAGAAACCGAGAAUGAUGAUGGCUUGUGUGUUCGGCAGAAAACGGCAGCAUCGCCAGCGGUACGUCGAAACAACGCCGACGUGACAGUCACGUGCUUUUUCCCCGGAAGAACGUCCGAGUUCACGUACCUGUCGUCAUCGUCGUCGUCGUCGUCGUCAUCAUCGUUGUCGUUGUCGUUGUCGUUGUCGUUGUCGUUGUCGUUGUCGUUGUCGUGCGUUGUUACUUAUACCAUGUGAGUAGUGAGAAUCGUGCUUUUUGUAGAGUCCAGAGUGAAAAACAAGCAGUGCUUAUAGUUAUUGAAUUGAAGAUCGUUUUGCAGUGUCGAAACUUCGAGACGGGAUUGUUCGUGCGUUGGUUCGUAUGAUAGUGCGUUGUUUAGUGCGAUGAUCGACGCUAGAUGACCAAGACAACAAACGGAUAAAAAAAACAGACGACUAGGGGUAUCAAAAGUAGCUAAGACGAGAGCUUGCUGGCCAGUGCCAAGGCAAGCAAGCGAGGACUCGAGUGGUGAAGAGGAGCCGUGCGCCGCGGAGAGGCGAGGCGAAGGAGGAAUUGGAUUUUAGAUCAGCACAAGUCGGCCUGAGCGCCACCCCGGCCAACGUCAUUCUGUCAACCCUGUCGUGCAGCCAAGGGGGCGCGAGCCAAGGCGGUAGCGUGUACGGCUCGAGCCUCGUGUUCGGCGAGACGGGUGGCGUCGUGGAGGGGGGAGUAAUGCCGGUGAGGGUGGCGCCGCCCCCCCGAGGUGGAAUACUCCACGGCGGCGUGCCGAACAGCGUGGUCAGCCAGGGCGGCCCAGGGCCCAACUCGCAGGCAGCCGCCGCGGCGGCGGCCGCAGCGGCGGCUGCGGCCCGCUGCGGCCUGGGUCAGGCCAACCCCAACGGUAGCCCGCCGCUGCCGGGCUCGUUGCAGCUGGGUCCGGGGGGUUCGCAGGGUCCGCCCGGCGGGCCCAACCAGCCGGGACAGCCCAGCCAGGCCCAGGCGGGGCCGGGCAGCGUGGGCCCGGGUGGGCCAGUGCCGCAGCCGCCCAACCCGCUGCAGGCCAUGGCCUCGGCCGCGGCCUCGCUCACCCAGCUGAACAACAUGGCCAACGGGCCUCUGCCUCCGAUGAGCCAGGGGCCGCAGGGCCCGCCGAGCCUGCCGCCGCCGCAGCCCGCCACCACGCCCACGCACGGCGGCCCGCCGACGCCACACCAGCCGGGAGUCCCGGGGCCCCACCUCAACGGGGCCUCGCCCAGCCCGCAUCCUAUGCCCCACGGCAUGAUGAGCGGCUCGCCGCAUCACCCGGGUACCCACAUGGGCCCCGGCGGCCCGUCGCCGCAUCCGCACCAUCCGGGCCCUCACAUGGUCGGCUCGCCUCACCACCCGGGCCCUCACAUGGGCCCCGGCGGACCGAUGGGUCCCAUGGGUCCGGGGGGCAUGCCGCCCCAAGGUGGGCCGGGGAUGUGCGGGCCUGGCGGACCCGGCAUGAUGGGCCCGCACGGACCUCAUCCGCAAGGCCCUGGUCCCGUGCCCGGGCAGCCGCACAUGCACAGCGACCCGUUCUACGGGGCGCCCUUCGGAUCGCCAUACUUCAGAUCAACGUUGCCUGUCCCCAGGAGGCACACCUUCUACAAUGGCCAGUCGGACUACAGAUUCUACGAGUUCAACAAGAGGUUACAGCUGCGCACCGAGGAAAGCGAUAAUCUUUGGUGGGAUUCGUUUGUUACUGAGUUUUUCGAGGAUGAUGCGACGAUGACGCUUCAAUUCUGUUUAGAGGAUGGACCCAAAAGAUACACGAUAGGUAGGACGUUGAUACCAAGGUAUUUCCGUUCGAUAUUCGAGGGUGGCGUAACGGAGCUUUAUUACAACAUAAAGCACCCGAAGGAGUCGUAUCACAGCACCAUGAUAACGCUAGAUUGUGAUAACUGCGUGAUGGUCACGCAUCAUGGGAAACCGACAUUCACAAAGGUGUGCACGGAAGGCAAGCUAAUAUUGGAGUACACUAACGACGACCUCAUGAGGAUAAGGUCGUGGCAGAUGAUCGUGAGGCAGCACCGGGAGCUCGUACCCAGGGCGAUAGUCUCGAUGUCGCAGGAUCCUUCGGCGAUCGAGCAACUCAGCAAAAACAUCACGAGGCAGGGUAUCACCAAUUCUACACUGAACUACCUUAGGUUAUGCGUUAUCUUGGAGCCGAUGCAAGAACUGAUGUCGAGGCACAAGGCGUACGCACUUUCGCCGCGCGACUGCCUGAAGACGACGUUGUUCCAGAAAUGGCAGAGGAUGGUUGCCCCGCCGGGUAAGAGAGAAUCUCAAAGGCCAGCAAACAAGAGAAGAAAGCGAAAAGGUAGUGCGUCAGGCCCAGGAAACAAUGCACCACCGGCACCGAGUAAAAAGAGAUCGCCAGGGCCAAAUUUUUCCCUCACAACUCAGGACGUGAUGGUAGUAGGUGAGCCAUCUCUGAUGGGUGGCGAGUUUGGCGACGAAGACGAGAGACUGAUCACGAGGCUGGAAAACACGCAAUACGACGCGGCAAACAGUUUGGAUCCGCAUAGUCACGACGCGACGGGCGGACCUCCUGCACAUCCACAUCAGUUUCACUCGGAACCACAGCCCGGUAACUCCUGGCCCCCAGACAGGGGUCCAGGCCCACCGCAGGGCGGACCAGGCAACCAGGGAGUGCCGGGAACGCCAGGCGGCGCGGGCGCAGGAGUGCAGGGUACUCCGGACGCAAGUCAGCAGCAGCAAGACAAGAAGAGCCCCGCAGUGAGCCAGUGAGGCCAGGAGUCCCCGCGCCCCCCCACCAGGGGGCGACGGGGGCGCAGGCCCAAGAACGUGGCUCCCUAGCGGGGCGAGAAUUCUCAGCUCCCCUCAUCCUACUUAACCUCAGCCUCGUCGCUCUCGGCCGCCACCUCAUCUCUGCCCUCGACCGCCGCCCGUUUUUCUCAGAUCGGCACUCUGCCUCUGCCUGGCUCGCACCAUCUGCAGCCGUCACCUAGUGGACCGCCUCAGCUGCCAGGCGCCGCCACCGCCAUCGGCGGAGCUCCGGGAACUGGCCCAGUGCCUUCCGUGGCACAAGAGCAAACAGCAACAGGCAUGUCGGGCGCCCAGUCGCAGGUGGCCGCCGGCAUAAGCCAACUGCUGCUGCAGCAGGGUCAGCAAGCGGCAGCUGUCGCAGCCGCGGGCUCCGCUGGCGGACAGCCUCACAACCCCAUCCAAAGCUUACUCCAGCAGGUCUACUAUCUGCAGCAAAUCGAGUAUUUACUCACGCAGCACGGUCACAUCUAGACUGACCGUAUUCCGUCGCAGCAGCCAGUAACCGGCCGUCAAUGGGGAGAGGACCAUCCGACAUUUCAUUUUCCAGUUCAAUGCUUGGAAUUACCAAUUUCGGAACAAAAAGUGCCAAUUGCUUCACGAAAUAACCUCUCGUUCGUUUGUUGUUCAAACGAUAGCUUCUAGAGAAAUCUUCCUCUUUUUGUCCUUGGUUGUCCGCAACCUUCUCCCUUGACGUCGACCACGAUGGUAGAGCCAUGCCAGAACUGCUGAUGGCAUUUGUAUAUCUACGCCAAUGCAGCGAGAGAAAAAGAGAGUGUGUGUGAAUAAAGGGGCGGUCACGUUAGAUUCAAUACAGUGCGCAACAUGAAAAAAGUGAGCGCUCGGCGUGUGAUAUAUUAUAUAUACAUAUACACUUAUGUGUGUGUGAAGUAAGGUGCAGGGGAAUAUACAUAGAUUAUACAUACAAGAAAUAAAUGUCGAAAACGCGAAGAGCAAGGAAGUAGUAAAGUAAGAAACGGAACGUGUGCGUGAGCCUCUUUAACAUGUGAAAAAAUGAAAAAAAGAUAUGAUCGAUAUUAAUUGAAAGAACAUUCAAAGGUUCUUAAUGCGAGUAAGAAGUAAUAGAAAAGAAAAAAUAUUGCCACACGCGGCAGGGACGAUUUUAUUCGAAUGCUCUGGCGCGGAGCUGUGAAAGAAUCUCUAUCCGUCAACAGUAUUGAUAUAAUUAAUAGAGUAAAUGAAAUAUAAUAUUAUAAGGAGAAUCUAGAAUAAGAAUGUACUGUGCAAGCGUUUGUAAGCAAACUGAGAAACAGUUGAACAGAGCGAUAGCACGAAUGAAGGAGAGAAUGAAUUUAUCAAAACCUGGAAAUACAAUCGAUCAAAAGAACUUUAAAGUAGAAGAAAAAGGCGAUGAAAAAAGGAGAUUUCAUUAUCAAAUGUGAUUUUCAAAUGCACAAAUUAUUUCAACGAGCAAAGUUUUUCUUUUAGUCGAAAUUUUUACAACUUUUUCCACGCAUCAUUUUCUCAUAAAAAUUCGAGUGCUUAUUUCAACUUUUUCACGCACAACAGCCCAUCGGAGUAUAUUUGUGUAUGGUAUGUUGUAGAAUGCAGAAAAAUAUUGUCAUCAUUUUCUACAAUAUCAAAUUGAAAACAAUUUUUUCACAUUGCUCAAGAGUAGCUAAAGGAAACACGAUUUCAAUGAUUCAUUUUUUUUAUACAUGGCAAGUAUUAGAGUGCAGAGUUCGUAAUAGUACAUUACGAUACAAGUGCGGGAAAAUAGAAUCUUGUCUCGUGUGGCGUUUACGCCCGAGCGAAGCGAGGGUGGAAAGGUACACGAGACGAGAAACUCUUUCCCGAACAUGUGCCGUACCGUAUUUUUUGAUACGACGUGUGGAAAGUGCGAUUUUCAAAGCACGUUUUUUGCCGAGCGUGCGAGAAAAACGCACUUUCCGCACGGAGUGUUGAAAAAUAUUUUGUGUUAAAAUUUUUUUUAUAUAUUGACUUUUUAUUGAACGAUUAAGAUGAUUCUUCCACAUCGACGAAAAAAAUCUUAUGGUUAAUUUUUGCAGCCCUUUAUACACUUAUUGUGGAUAGCUCAAAAUAUUACAGUGAUUGUUACUGCAAAAAUGCACCAUGAAUCUUUGAUAUGAAAGAAUAAUGUUGGUUUUGUAACUUUUCACCGUUCAAUGAAAACUUGAUUUCAAAUUCGAAAAAAAAUUGAUUUAGAUAAUUUUUGAACAAUGCACAAAAAUUUAAUGAAUUUUCUUUUGCCAGUAAGUUUAUUUAAUUUCGUGUACAUAGUUCCUCAUUUUUUUAAGUUAUAUAUUGUUUUAUGUUCCUUAUUUUAUUUGUUCCUAUGUCAUUUACUGAUAGUUCAUGAUUUAUUGCUGACAUCUUCGCUGAUAAUAUGCAGAUGUAUAAAGACAGGGCAUUAAUGAUAUAAUUUUUAAGUAAAAAUCAAGUUUUUGGAUUAAUUUCAUUGUUAAGUACAAAAAUUUUUAGUAGCACAAUUUUUAUAAGCUUAAACUAAUACUUACAUUAACAAAUUUUUUUAUUACCAUAAAAACGUUAUGUUGUAAUAAUUUUUUAAAUAUACAAUUGCAUCAGGUAUUUUAUAAUAAUAGUUUUGAAAAUUUUGAAGCAUUUAUAGAUUGAUAGACUAGAAAAUAAAUUGUUUUGUGGAAAGUAAUCCAGUGAACUUUCCUUGCUACUCUUGUCUACUUCCAUUGCUGUUUGUGUUUGUAGCUGUUUGAAUUCAAAGAAAAAUGAAUAAAGUGCAAUUUUCGAAUUCGUAAAAUUAGCCUGAAAAACUUUGUGUAUUGGAUUAAAAUUAUUUUCACGGGAAAUCGAAAGGUUAAAAAAAUCAAAUGAAAUAAAAUAGAUUUAACGAGUGCAAAUAUAGUAAAUAGUAAAUAACAGUAAAAACUCUCCUCUCAUCGCACAUCUGUGGCUUGCAGUUGUGAAAACGUUUCAUUCUUAAUCCAACGCGUGUAAAAACAGUUAUACAUACGAGCCAAUUUAGUUUAUAGAGCACACUUGACGACAAUUUUAAGCGACAAUUUUUAAAGACAGUCAUCGAGAGAUAAAGUCACAGUUCUAUACAAACAAGACAGCCACACAUACACAUCAACAAGAGUUAAUAAAGUAAGCUACGCGUGAACAAGCCAGUACAGUCCCAUAGCGCAAAAAUGUUUGUGCAAAGUAUAUAGAAAAAAAGAAAGUGUACAUGAGUUAGAUUGAAUGUGUUGGUGAGCAUGUGAAAGAGAGAUUAGGAGGACAGUGUAGAAGAGUUCCGUGGGUUUUCAGGAUAAAUGAUCUAUUGAAAAAUGUUGUAUAUUAUUACGAAUUAUAAUGACACUAUUAUAAUUAAUUAUUAUACUCUAAAUAAUGUGAAUUGAAUUUAAA